UCUCAAACGGAUACACUAACAUAUCAUUACGCCACUUUCUCUCGGUUAAGGUUUGCUUGAAUUGACACACCUCCAUUUCUCGGACUCUUUGCUCUUUCACUAUCAUGACCCUAAGAAGUCUUACUCUUUCAACCUACGUCUAAAGCUCUAACUCUGAUCACGUUUAUGAAAUCAUAUAUCGUUCUCAAACGGAUACACUAACAAUAUUAGGCCACUUAUACUCUCCUAUACGAAACCUCAAACCUUCCCCAAUCAACCGGCCAUAGGGGUCGUCUGGAUGAGGAAUUCUAACGGAUUGAUUCGAUCCAAUUAUUUCGUUUUGGAGACAAUUUGGCCAAAUUGAUCUAUUUGGCCGCAUAAAAUUUAGAUGAAUCAAUUCUGUCAGGGAAUUAAACAAAGAGGACGACCGACGACCAUUAUGGUACUAUCCAUCCAUCGGUCAAUUCUGUACUGUUUCAACGCUCAAAGCCAAGGCUCACAAUUCACCGACAAGGCUUAAGAUCGAGUUCAUUUCCCCCACAUAUAUAUAUGUCUGUCUCUUUAGCACCUAAUCUUCUCGUUCACCACUUGCUGGUUGUAAAGCUAGAAUAUAAGUAUUAUAUAACUAAGAAUCACAUAUUUAUUUAUGAAAAAUGUAGAACUUUCGAUAAAUUCCAUCUCGUUCGUUACAAGUUGGGAGACCAGGCCUAGUUAAUAAAGCCAACUAGAAUUUGCAUUGCUUAUUUAUCUAUGAAAUGGAGGGAUCCACUUAGGAACGACAAUGGGUAGCUCGAGACGGAUAUCUCGAUACUCGCGUCCCAUUACAAAUUGAGUUCAGAUCAAGUAAUUUAUCAUGGGAGGCAGAUCAGGACAGAUCGAUCCAUAUGUGUAUAUAAUUUUAAUAGAAAAAAUUAUAAAUAUUAAUUUUUAUUAUUAAAAUAAAUAAUUAUAGUUAAUUUAUUCAAAAAGAAUUGAGAUUCUUACCUAUUUACAUCUUUAUUAUAGUUAGAAUAUGAGAUAAUAAACCUCAUGGAGGUUCCAAGUUAGAUUCUCUCCAGUAGCAUCUAACUAUAAAAAUCAGCCUAUAAAAUAUGAUCGAUGUAAUAAAAAUACAUGAAAUAGAUCAGAUUGAUAAAAAAAUAUCUAUGCCCCGCCUCGCCCAAAACAGGUCAAGCAUAUCAGAUCGAAAUCAACAUCCCUAGAUCCACUGUUUUACAAUCGAUUUUGUGAUUCAUCAACUUGUGUCACCUUUAAAACUUCUAGGUGUGUAAAAAAGGAGACAAAAAUGAGAGACUUUUGAAGAAGCUAACCUGAAAAUCCUCUUUUAUUGGCAACAAAACCCAUCCCUACAAAUUAUUAAUCGAUCCCCUUGAAAAUUUAUUGUUUGUUAGAGUAGAAAAUUUAUAUCCCAACCUACCAAAAUUUAAUGAUCCCAUGCACUACUCAUCAUCACACACCGUGGUGAGUGAAUGCUAUAAAUACAUGCAUGCAUAAGAAAAUAUAGAAUCACACCAAAGAAGAAGGAAAAAAAAGGAAACAAAGAAAAACUCUCCGGCCAGCUAACAAAUGGCAGUCGGAGAAGCAAACGGCGGGGAGCAGCUGAACAAGAAGAGCAACGGCGCCGCCGCCGAUCCUAAUCUGUCACCGCCGGACGUUUCUGUCGUGAGUCAUGAACAAACUAGGAAAUGGAACCUGUGGGACAAAACGGCGGUGGUUAGCAUCGUGGCGGCACAUCUGCUGGCCUUGUACGCGCCGUUUUGCUUCAGCUGGGGUGCGUUUUGGGUCGCGUUUUGUCUCUACACGAUCACGGGGCUGUUUGGGAUCAACCUUUCUUACCACCGGCAUUUGUCCCAUAAGAGCUUCAGGAUCCCCAAGUGGCUCGAGUACUUGUUUGCUUACUGCGGCGCACAUGCCCUUCAGGGGGAUCCAUUGUAUUGGGUGAGCACACACAGGUUUCAUCACCAAUACACUGACACAGAACGAGAUCCACACAGCCCAAUUCAGGGGUUUUGGUACAGUCACAUCAGCUGGAUCUUCGAUUCUGCCGCCAUUAAAGAGAAGUGUGGAGAGCCGAACAACGUGGGAGACCUAGAAAACCAGACUUUCUACAGGUGGUUGUACAAUACGUACAUGUUCCAUCCUAUAGGUCUUGGGUUUCUCCUCUACUGGCUUGGUGGAUUUCCUUAUAUUGUGUGGGGAAUGGGCGUGAGGCUGAUUGGGGUUUAUCACGCUACAUGGCUAAUUAACUCGGCUGCUCAUACAUGGGGAGCCCGACCUUGGAACACGGGUGACUUGUCUAGAAAUAACUGGUGGGUUGCACUACUUGGAUUUGGAGAAGGGUGGCACAACAAUCACCACGCCUUCAAGUACUCGGCGAGGCACGGCCUGGAAUGGUGGCAGAUCGACAUGACUUGGUACGCAGUGAGGCUCCUGGAAGCUGUGGGAUUGGCCGUUGACGUGAAGCGGCCAAGCCAGCUCCAGAUGCAGAAGCUGGCCACCAUAAAAACUUAGAGUUCAAUUCAUACAUAUGUAAUGUAACCCUUAUGUGCAUGCAUGGGCACUGUGUCUUUAAGUUUACAGGGUCCUUUUCUUUCUAAGUACUGUUUCUUUCAUGAAUUGCUACUGUCUUCUCCACUUGCUUUGGUUAUAUAUAUAUAUAUGAAUGAAUGUAAAAGUUUGGG
Molecule: messenger RNA, 2660 nt
Organism: Linum trigynum
Lineage: Eukaryota; Viridiplantae; Streptophyta; Magnoliopsida; Malpighiales; Linaceae
Source: the annotation of a GenBank genome assembly